Molecule: messenger RNA, 322 nt
Organism: Macroventuria anomochaeta
Lineage: Eukaryota; Fungi; Ascomycota; Dothideomycetes; Pleosporales; Didymellaceae
Exons: 1
Coding region: 123-284 (53 amino acids)
Source: RefSeq, a predicted model, not a curated record
UCUAUCACCAAAGUCUAGACUGCUCAGCCCUAGUUGUUCUCAGUGUGACAACGCGGGCCGCGUAACGUGUUGACAGCGUUGCUUACGUUGCGCCAGACCAAGCUUCUCAAGCCGUUUUGUUCAUGCUCACAGGCCAAACCGUUUGUUGUUGUACUUCCCUCUUAGAUUGUUCACUUGCAUUUAUCUCCUCAGUUCUUCUCUCAGGUCUAUCUCUUUGUUUCCUCAACACCUCAUGCGCUCCGCUCCAUUGGAUGUCAUUUGCUUUUGUUUGCUCAUUCAUUUGAAUGCCCUUAUAUGACCCCUCCGAAUCUCUGUGUUUGAA